GUGUAUUACCUUCAGGAGAUGGCCUCUUCUAAGUCUUUGAUAAACCUUCUAACCUUCACUUUUGGAUCAGCAAUCGGAUUUUUUGUCUGCUAUCUCCUGUUCAGCAUUGUACUAGAAGAACAGGCUAAGAUCCAGCCUCACAUCCUUCACAAUGAUCCACAUGGUCAACACUCAGCAGAUACUGAUAACAAUCAGCUGCAAGGACAAAUGAAUUUCAAUGCAGACUCUAGACAGCAUAAAGAUGAGAAUAAAAAUAUUGCAGAAGGACUGUAUCAAAAGGUGAAAAUACUGUGUUGGGUCAUGACUGGACCUCAAAAUCUAGAAAAGAAAGCCAAACAUGUUAAGGCCACUUGGGCCCAACGUUGUAAUAAAAUACUUUUUAUGAGCUCUGAGGAAAAUAAAGACUUCCCAGCUGUGGGCCUAGAAACCAAAGAAGGCAGAGACCAACUGUACUGGAAAACUAUUAAAGCUUUUCAAUAUGUAUAUGACCAUUAUUUUGAUGAUGCUGAUUGGUUUAUGAAAGCAGAUGAUGAUACAUAUGUUGUACUGGACAAUUUGAGAUGGCUUCUGUCCAAAUACAGCCCUGAACAGCCAAUCUACUUUGGAAGAAGAUUUAAGCCUUACGUGAAACAGGGCUACAUGAGCGGAGGAGCAGGAUAUGUUCUGAGCAAAGAAGCUCUGAAGAGAUUUGUUGCUGCGUUUAAAACAAAGAAAUGCUCCCACAGUUCUUCUAUUGAAGACCUAGCACUAGGAAAAUGCAUGGAGAUCAUUAAUGUGGAAGCAGGAGACUCCAGGGAUACAAGUGGUAGAGAAACUUUUCAUCCCUUUGUUCCAGAGCAUCACUUAAUCAGAGGAUACCUACCAAAAACAUUCUGGUACUGGAAUUAUAACUAUUAUCCUGCUGUAGAGGGUCCUGGGUGCUGCUCUGAUCUAGCGGUCUCAUUCCACUACGUAGAUUCUGUGACAAUGUAUCACUUGGAAUAUUUGAUUUAUCAUCUCCGCCCCUAUGGCUAUUUGUAUCGGUACAAUCCUGAUCAGGCAAAGAAAGCAGAGGAGCAGAGCAAAACUGAAGCACUGGAGGAUAAUCAAAAGCUAAAGCAAAAAGUUUCUGAGAACUAA
This is a messenger RNA of Indicator indicator, 1119 nucleotides long. It is a transcript of the gene C1GALT1, whose product is annotated as core 1 synthase, glycoprotein-N-acetylgalactosamine 3-beta-galactosyltransferase 1. The coding region runs from base 19 to 1119 and encodes 366 amino acids. The transcript has 3 exons. Lineage: Eukaryota; Metazoa; Chordata; Aves; Piciformes; Indicatoridae. Gene Ontology annotation, molecular function: N-acetylgalactosaminide beta-1,3-galactosyltransferase activity. Gene Ontology annotation, cellular component: membrane. The record is from RefSeq and is a predicted model, not a curated record.